Molecule: messenger RNA, 1435 nt
Organism: Anguilla anguilla (European eel)
Lineage: Eukaryota; Metazoa; Chordata; Actinopteri; Anguilliformes; Anguillidae
Gene: cenpk
Product: centromere protein K
Exons: 11
Coding region: 121-981 (286 amino acids)
Biological process (GO): kinetochore assembly; mitotic sister chromatid segregation
Cellular component (GO): nucleus
Source: RefSeq, a predicted model, not a curated record
CGUCAACUCUAUUUCCGCUUCCUGCUCCCAUACGUCAAUACUGGCGGCAUUUUUAGUUGUGGAAACUACAAUCAAUACAGGCUGUUUGUUUGCGCUGUCGUUUCUGCAGUCAUUUUGGACAUGGAUGCAGGCGAACUUCUGGAGAAUGCUAAAGCUUUAGCCAAGCAGACGUCGGAGUACCAGGGCCAUCUGCCUCCGGAUGCCCCAGCCGGCCGGGAGUUACCGGAGGCCGCGCGCGCCGAGCUGCUGGAUGAGUGUGAAGAUCAAUUCUCGCAGCUUCAGCAGCUUCAAAAUGAAAUCGCUUUGGCAGAGACCGAGUCAGUUCAGAACCCAGCCUUUCAGACUGUGAGUCGGGCGAAUGCUCUUACGGCUGAACUUAAGGAGUGGCAAGAAUUACAACCAAAGUUGCUGUCUUCAAAUCCUGAAGUUUUGCUCGCUGUUGGAAAGGAGGAGUUGUCAAGACUGAACAAGCAACUCGAAAUGGUUCUGUCCUGCUCGCAAGCAAAAAGGGACAAGCUGAAGGACGUUUUAAAAAGUGAGCAGGAGUGGCUGGAAGAGAAGAAGGGGGUACUCAAGGCUGCUACAGAGAGAGUAACUGCCCUGCAAGAUGAAAGUGAUCGAUUGUCUGAAAAGGGUGUUCUGCAGGACAUGAAGAAGAAAAUUCAGAGGGUGAAAGAUUACCAUGACAACCUACUGGAAACGCUGAGUGACCUCCUGGAAGAACACUUUCCGCUUCCUCACCAGGAAGGAAAUGCGAAAAAGAAAAGGAAGGAUUUGCUCCCAGAACCAAGCGUGGAUCUCAUUUCAUUGCAUGACAUGCUUGAGCUUCUAAUGAACAAGUUACUGGAGAGCCCGCAUGAACCCUAUGUAGAGAUCAACGGGACAUUCUGGCCGCCCUACACAGAGAUGCUGCUUCGGUAUGGAAUCGCAUCAAGACACCCAGAAGACUGUUUUAAAAUUCGACUAGAAGCCUUCUAUUAAGCUGGUUGAAACGGUGCCUCUGUAUAGUUAAAGUGUGCCGUGAGCCCUUGAAUACGAGUGUUUUCUCCAUCUUGCAUUUCAAGAUGAGUUUAGUGCAUGUAUAUGCACAUUUGUUAAGGGGGCUUCAGUAGAACCCUUCAGCAUGAAGAGUAGUAUUACUUGGUUCCCAGGUGUUUAGACUGCUAAAGUCACUAUGCAGGAGUGCAUGCUGGGACCUGUAGUUUCAGGCUUGAGCCUGGGCUGUCCACAGCUGACCGUGGCCAGGAGUUUAGCUGCAAAACACAAGCUGGGGUUUCGGUUGACCAGGACUCUGCGGAUUACUCCCGAUGGCGCGCUAGGUCGCCACGGCCUAGCAGUUUCCCCGAGUGGGAGCUGUACCUCUCCAACAACUGGUGUUAGUUUUUGACUGUUGUGACUGAUGUGUGCUCUGUACAGAGAAAUGGUCACCAAAGUC